Messenger RNA from Yamadazyma jaroonii, 2301 nucleotides. Lineage: Eukaryota; Fungi; Ascomycota; Pichiomycetes; Serinales; Debaryomycetaceae. The record is from the annotation of a GenBank genome assembly.
AUGAUUAAGAUGAAUAAAAAAAUCGCCAUUUAUUCAGUGCUUGGGAUUUGGUUAAUAUUGGUUAAUUUAUGGCUAUUUAAUUAUAAAUCAUCAGUUAAAGUAACGAGUAUUUAUGAUGAUGAAAAUCCAAUACCAAAACCUAGUCAAAAACUCAAUGAUGAUGGCAAAACAAUCAAUCUAGAUUUUAGAAAUAACGAGUUAGUUCGUUCAAUUCUUAAAAAAUUAAGCAUUAAAGAUGAAAGAAAAUUAGAUGGACAUUCAGUAAUUUAUGACAAACUUUUAAAAAAUCAUGAAUUAUCAACCAUUUUGAACUUAGAUUUCAAUGAAAGAUGUGAUUUAUUUUUCAAAAAUUUAUAUUUACAUAAUACAAAUUGGUUUUUGGACCCCAAUGAAGAUUUUCCUUUGGAUCAUAGACAUCAAUUUGAUUUCGAAAGUUUCAGAAAAUCCGUUACAAAUGAAGUUAAAGAAAAGUAUGCUGAAAAACACGGAUUAGAUAAAAAUGAUGUAAAAAUUAAUGCUGAAGUUGAAAAAAUGAUUACAGAUGCUUAUGAAGCUUUCUGGUACAAAACCAUGGACGUGGAACAAAGAGUUAUUGAUUCUUUAUCAACAUUAAGAAUCUUCAAUAAAUGUUAUGUUACUAAUGAUAACACUUAUCAAAUCAACAAGAAUAAAAAAUUAGUAAGGUCAGAACAAUCAUUUGCAUCCAAGCAUGAUUUCAAUUUAACACCGGAUGAAAGAUUAAUCAAUACCAAAAGUUUCAAUAGUUGUAAUGAAAUUGAAUCAAGAGUUUAUAAAUGGUUAAGUUUUGCAUAUCCAGUUUUUGAACGUUGGACUGGUGAUCAACUUUCUUCACCUCCUGAUAUGAAAAAAUACGUUGACUAUCCUGAAGUUUUCAAGACCACCAAUAAUAAAUUCAAAGGGACCAUUGGGAAACCAAUUAAGAGUGAAUUCACUAAUAAUAAACCAUGUUUCUUGAAUGAAUUCAAAAACCGUAUGAAUGGUAAAGGUCUUGUUUUGAGUAUCAGUGAUAAACACGUUGAUGAUACUGUCAAAUUAAUUCAAUUAUUAAGAGCUUUGAAUAAUCAUUACCCUAUUCAAAUUGUCUAUUAUGAUUCAUUAUCAUCAGAACUGAAACGUAGAAUUGUAAAUGCUGCCAGAAACAAGAUGGUUGAUUUACCUCAGAGUUUCCUUAAAGUUAAGCAUCAUUUCCCUAAAGAUUAUUUCAAUGAAAAAGAUGGUGGAUUACCAAAACAAGAAGUUUGGUUUGUUAAUGCUUAUAAUGCAAUUCAUAUCAAUUAUCGUGAUAAAUUCAGGAAAUUUGCUAGUAAAUUUUUAGCUGCGUUAUUCAACUCUUUUGAAGAGUAUAUGUUAAUUGAUGCUGAUACUGUUUUAGUUCAAAAUCCUGAAUUUUUCUUUAAAUUGAAAAACUAUGUUGCCAAAGGUGCUUAUUUCUACAAGGAUAGAACAGCAGCAGAAUUUAGACCAACUUCUGAUGGGAUCUUUUUCCAAAAAAUUUCUCCCAGUGUAAUUGAUAAAGUUAUGUUUGACAUACCGAUUAUAACUAGUUAUACUACUAAUAGAGAAUUUUUUGAUGGUAUGGGACAUUAUAUGGAAUCAGGAUUAGUUUUAAUCAAUCGUCAUCUUCAUUUCAAUUCAGUAUUAGCUAUGGUUCAAUUGAAUUUUUAUAAUCCCGCAACAAGUAGAGUUUAUGGAGAUAAAGAAAUCUUCUGGUUAGGUUUUGCUGCUAAUGGAGAUGAAGAUUAUCAUUUCAAUAAAUUUUUUGUUGCAGCUAUUGGAACUCAAACUCCUCAAACUGAUAGAUUAACUUCUGAAGGUAAAUUAAAAAUUUCAAGAGAAAUUUGUUCAGCUCAUCCCGGUCAUAUUAAUGGUGAAGAUGGUAAAUCCCUUAUUUGGUUUAAUUCUGGUUAUAAAUUCUGUGGACAAAGUGAAAGAGUUGAUUAUGAAAGUGAAGUCCAAAGACAAGAUAGAUUAAAAUUCCUUAAAAAUGCAAAGGACAUGAGAAAAUAUUAUGAAAGCCCAAUCCCAUUAAAACAUGCAAUCAUCCCUCCUUUUAAAUCCAAAACCGAAACUUUAUGUGAUAAUGCUAUAGAAGAACCUAAAGAAGGAUGGAAAAUGGAUAGAGAUUAUUGUAGAAGUUACUUAUGGUGUGCAUAUUCAAGUAUUGGUGGGUUAACCAAAGAUGGAGGUGACAAUACUCAAGUCGGACAGUUUUUCGAAUUCGAUGAUGAAAGUGUUGAUUUGUUCCAAUAUUAUGGUGAUGUUUGGGUAGGAAACGAAUAG